Molecule: messenger RNA, 1089 nt
Organism: Schizosaccharomyces osmophilus
Lineage: Eukaryota; Fungi; Ascomycota; Schizosaccharomycetes; Schizosaccharomycetales; Schizosaccharomycetaceae
Gene: otg1
Product: alpha-1,3-galactosyltransferase Otg1
Exons: 1
Coding region: 1-1089 (362 amino acids)
Cellular component (GO): cytoplasm
Molecular function (GO): glycosyltransferase activity
Source: RefSeq, a predicted model, not a curated record
AUGGCUCUUUUUCAAAAUGUUCGUUUUCCGCGUCGCCAUUGGUCCAUCCUUUUCGCAGCAAUGCUCCUUUUUGGGAUCUUUACGUUUACCUUCCACUUCCAUUCUCGUCUUCUCUCACCAAGCGCCUUGCAAGCGUCCACUGUACAUGCAUCCAAAGAGCAUCACGGCGACCCAAACAAAUACACGUUUUUAGCAUUACUCACCCCUCCGUCCUCUGAAAAUGACCCCUAUUUCAAUGCCACUAGGGUUCUUGUUCAUCGCUUAAAGCACCACCCCGUUACGAAAAGCAAGUAUCCUAUACACAUCAUGGUUCUCCGUGGAGUUGACGAAUGGAAAAUUCGUCGUCUAGAGGCCGAUGGUGCUUCCGUCCUUCUCGUCGAUCCAAUCUCUCCAUCCGACAUUGUUGUCGACCUUGAUUCCAUGGACAAUGACAUUUCCGACCGCAUUCGACACAUGUUUACAAAGCUUCGUAUUUUCGAGUUAACCCAGUUUGAUAAACUCUGUGUCAUUGAUAGCGAUAUCCUGCCUCUAAAAAACAUCGACGAUAUAUUCGAUGUUCCUUACCAAGGCAAACCACCCACUCCCAUUCCAUCCGAACAGCGCGAAUACAAGGAUCCAAAAGAUGGAUCGUCGCACUUUUUUUCGGAAGAUUUUGCGGAUUACGAUACCAACAUCGAUGAUUUCUAUCCUUACCUUUUGGCUGCCGCUACCGACAGAGGAGAGCACCAUAUGAUUCCACCCGAACCACUUGGAUCCUUCAACGCUGGGAUGAUGCUCAUCCGUCCCAGCCUUGCCCACUUUCAGCGCCUUUUGAAAAUUGGCGCUUAUCCCUAUAAAUACGAGAAUGCUCAUAUGAUGGAGCAAAGUUUGCUCAACGUUGCUUACGGGGAACAUGGAUGGUUUCCAUGGACCCGCGUUGAUCCUUAUUAUAAUGGUGUCUGGUGUUCUCUUCCCGAACAUCCCCACUUGAAAACUGCACACGGUAAGUUUUGGCAGUCUGAUAGUACUGAAUUUGCUUCUGUGUAUCUUGCAGAAUGGUACCGUGCAUACGGUGAAAUGCUCGCCUUUCACCAAUAUCAAACCAUGUAG